Paramecium pentaurelia is the source of this 798-nucleotide messenger RNA. Lineage: Eukaryota; Ciliophora; Oligohymenophorea; Peniculida; Parameciidae. The record is from the annotation of a GenBank genome assembly.
AUGAAAAUUGUUGAUUUUGGUCUCUCUAAUACUUAUGAUGAUCUAUUAAAGACAGCUUGUGGAUCACCUUGUUAUGCAGCACCUGAAAUGAUAUCAGGAAAACUUUACAGUGGUUUAAAAGCAGAUAUAUGGAGUAGUGGAGUAGUAUUAUUUGUGAUGUUGUGUGGAUACUUACCUUUUGAAGAUGCAAAUACAAAUUAAUUAUACAAAAAAAUUCUAUCAGCCAAUUAUAAGGUUCCUAAUUUUUUAAGUAAUGUUGCAAAAGAUCUUUUAAUAUAAAUUUUAAAUCCAAAUCCUGAAAAUAGACCAAACAUUGAUUAAAUUAGAAAACAUUCUUGGUUUAAUUUAUAUAAAACUAGUUUUUAAAUUAAGCAAGGAAUUUUAAUUGGAUAACAUAAAAUACCAAUAGAUAACAAUGUUGUUAAUUAAGUAGAAAAAUUGGGAUAUUCAAAAAAAUAUAUAUAUUAAUGUUUAAUUUCAAAUUAACAUAAUGAUGCCACUACUGCUUAUUAUUUAUUUUUGGAUUAAAUUAUAUAAUCUGGAGGAUAAACAUGUGCUGAUAUAGCAUCAGAUUAAUUUUAGGCUCAAUUGAUUGAAUAAAAUUCUUAGACAGCAAACAGUGAAAUUAAAAUAAAUAUGACAAUAGAAGAUGAAAAAUAAGAUAAUAUUGUAUUUUAUUAUAAUUUUAUUAAAUUAUAUAACAUUCAAUAAUAACACUAGUAUAAAUUGUUAAUAAAUUCAAUAAAAACCUUAUAUUACUCCUAUAAAUCUAUCGAGUAGAAGAUCAAACAAGACUGA